AUGAACCUUCGAAAAGUAGCGAAGGCGCAGCCGCAGUCGCCCAGCGUCAGCACAAGGACAUCCACUCCAAGCGAUUCACAAAGCACACCCCGCCCCCGCUCCAGUCGCAAGAAAACCUCAGAUGCACCAGAUACCAAAGCUAGGAGGGUACGCACAGGCUGCCUCACUUGUCGCCAAAGACAUUUGAAAUGCGACGAAGCCGUGGGAAGAUGUCUCAAUUGUCGCAAAUCGGAUCGCAUCUGUCGACGUGGUGUUCGUCUCAAUUUCAUUGAUACUCAAACUGUGGCGCCCCCACACAUUAUCGCUCGGCCCCACGGUUCGAAGGUGACAUUUCGAGAUGACUCGCGAAUGAUUGCGUCUCUGUAUGUGGGAGGAUUCGAGAUAUACCCACCAGUCCAGCCGGAGAGUCCUGCUCAGGAGACCCCACAAUCCCACCAUGACUUCGAGUUUAUGGGGGAUGAUGAUUUGACAAAUCUCUUUCAAUCGGUGGCACAUUCGUUUGACCCUCUGGGCUUGGAUGUCCCGCACCCAAAUGCAGCGGAUUUUGUUGGAACUGAUAGUUGGCACCAGUCUCACUUGGUACCAGGAGAUGAACUUCUUCCGCACGGAACAUCUCAUUUCGCGAGGAAACUGGCUGGGAAACAUGAGUACCAUGCUUUUCUCACUGACCCAGAGCAAGUCUCUCUUCUCAGAAUUUUUGCGGAAGAAGUCGGUCCCCGGAUGGAUAUAAUGGAUGAAAUGAACCAUGUGGGUAAAUUUCCGCUCGCUUUAUUCUUCCGGUUUGCUCACAAAGCGCAGUUUUCCCAGAUUCUUCCAGGUUUUGCCAUUGGCGAGCCCAUAUUGCUAAAGGCAUUUCUCGCGUGUGCAGCUAGGCAUCUUUCUUUUAUAGAUUCUUCUUUCGGGGAUGAAGAAGCGGCACAUUAUUAUGACGCCGCUACUCGGGAUCUUCUAGACGCAAUCCAUGAUCCUAACCGUGAUUCUGUACUCUGCGCAACAGCAGCCCUUGCCCUCGGUUUCUCCGAAACCAUGCCAAGCCAAUCAAGACACAGUGGAGACCACAGCACAGGCUCGCGAGCUUUAAUCCGAGAAUGUGGCUGGACUGCCAAAACUCCCGGGCUAGGUGGGGCAUGUUUCAGGAUCAGUAUCAGUGCAGAGCUCCUGAACUGUAUGCGUUAUAAUUGGGCAUUGUCUUGGGAUCCGAACUCUUGGGGAGUCAACAUGGACAUGGACCAUUUAGAUGCCAGCAAUGGGGGCAAUCAAGAUCUAUGGCAUCAUCGGAUACUUUACAUUUUCGCGAAAGUGAUGACCUUGCAAGCAUCUUCGCGCCCAUCUCACGGUUUAGAUGACGAUAUGGCCAGGGCCAUUCAGCCCAGCGAUCAUGAAUGGAUUACCCACGACAGAUGGUGUGAGCAAUGGGCGAAAUUUGUUCCCAGAUCCCUUGCACCUCUUGGUCAUUUGCAGCCAUGGCAAACGACUCCCAAGUCGGUCUUUCCUGAAGUUUGGCUUGUCAACCGGUCUGCCACUGUUUCUCAAUUAUUUUACCACGCGAGUCGUAUUCUGCUGGCCAAAAAGCACCCUUUCCAGUCAGAGUUCGAUGAGGAUAUGCGGAAAAUGCAGCAAAGCCAUGCGCACGAAAUGUGCGGCCUUAUUGCCCACACCAAAGAUCGGUUAGUACAAAUUAUGACCAGGAUUCCAGAAGUCUCUGUGUCUGACGAGUUAAAUAGAGGUAUCGCCGAUAUAUCCCUGUACUUUCUUGUACUCGCUGCAGAGUGCUUAGGAACACGAGAAGCUCAAGAGGAGGUACUCGGGAUCUUCGAUACUAUCACAGAAUUGACUGGCAGCAGCGCCGAACCAAUCAAGAACGAUCUCAAACAAAUUUGGAGCUGGGCCGAUGCUCACCCGCACACCGUGACGCCAGCCCAGAUGCACAACCACUUCUAUGAAUUAGAUCCAUCUCUAUCAAUCUCCAAUCACUCGGGCUCAUCUCCAAGCUUACACAAUCCCUUGUUGAAUACGGGUGACUUCUCAUUGGAGAACCACCCGUAUCAAGGAUACUAUGUGCCACCACAUCACCACCAUACACUCAACCAGUAUCACUAUGGGUCAUUUGAUCUGAUUUGA
Penicillium egyptiacum is the source of this 2121-nucleotide messenger RNA. NCBI's taxonomy places the organism in Eukaryota, Fungi, Ascomycota, Eurotiomycetes, Eurotiales, Aspergillaceae. The record is from the annotation of a GenBank genome assembly.